This is a messenger RNA of Wallemia ichthyophaga EXF-994, 1347 nucleotides long. Its product is annotated as Cytosol aminopeptidase. Lineage: Eukaryota; Fungi; Basidiomycota; Wallemiomycetes; Wallemiales; Wallemiaceae. Gene Ontology annotation, molecular function: metalloaminopeptidase activity; manganese ion binding. The coding region runs from base 1 to 1347 and encodes 448 amino acids. Gene Ontology annotation, biological process: proteolysis. The transcript has 5 exons. Gene Ontology annotation, cellular component: cytoplasm. The record is from RefSeq and is a predicted model, not a curated record.
AUGGCAUCAUCAGUUAUCAAACUUAACCCAUCGAGCACAAACAACUUGAAAGUUUUAUACAAUUCUCCACUUGAAAUUAUAAACUCAAUUGCAUCCACCACUCCUACCUCUGUAAAGAGCGCGACAGCGAACUCAAUCAAGGAGUUGAAGAAGCAAGAUGACAUUCAAUCAGCCCAAGUUGACGCUACAAAUUACCCACAUCACGCUGCUAUCGGCGCUCACCUCGCUAACUUCUCUUACUCUCUCAAAUCCGCAAAUGUCAAACAUCCAAUCAACAUUUCCCCCUUACAACAACAACAAUCAUCUUAUAACACCUCUCUCAACUGGCACACGGGUGAGAUUUACGCCUACGCUCAAAACUUAGCAAGGGAACUGAUGGAGAUGCCUCCAAACUAUUGCACCCCUACUUACUUCACUGAGAGAGCAAAGAAGGAAUUUUCUGGGCUGGAUAACAUUGACUUGCAAAUAUUUGAUAAAGAGUGGGCUGAGUCUAUGAAAAUGAACUCGUUCCUUAGCGUCGCUCAAGGUUCCGAUGAACCUUGCAAAUUUCUUCAAAUCAAGUACAAUGGUGCUCCCGACUCAAACGAGAAACCUUUAGCCUUAGUUGGUAAGGGUAUAACUAUGGAUACUGGUGGUAUAUCCCUCAAGGCUGGUGCAUCUAUGGAUCUCAUGAGAGGUGACUGUGGUGGUGCAUGUACUCUCCUCGCUACCACUCAAGCAAUCGCAAAACUCAAGCUGCCAAUAAACGUCAUCUUCGUUGCUCCUCUUACUGAAAACAUGCCAUCCGGUAAAGCUACCAAACCUGGCGAUAUUAUCACUUCAAUGUCAGGAAAGACUAUCAAUGUCUUGAACACAGACGCAGAAGGUAGAUUGGUUUUAGCAGAUGCAUUAUACUAUAUAUCAACUAAGCAUGAUCCACACACCAUUAUUGACUGUGCUACACUCACAGGUGCGAUGGUUAUAGCAUUAGGUGAGGCAUACUCAGGUGUUUUCUCCACUUCAGACGACCUUUGGAACUCCCUCAAUCAAGCUGGCUUAGAUGAAGAUGACAAAAUGUGGAGAAUGCCUUUCGAUGAUUUCUACCUCAAGCAAAUUAACCACACUGCUGCAGAUCUCGCUAACACUGGCGGAAGACCAGGUGGGGCGUGUACGGCUGCCAUCUUUUUGAAGCAAUUUGUUGAAGGCAUUGAAGAUAGUCAAGGCAAAGAGGCUGUGAGGUCGUAUGCACACAUUGAUAUAGCGGGAUCUAUGGAGUGUACCAAACCUGAUGGUCCUAAUGUCAAGGGAAUGUCUGGAAGACCUACAAGAACUAUAAUCGAGUACGCCAGACAAUUGGCAGCCAAGUAA